Messenger RNA from Linderina pennispora, 2037 nucleotides. RefSeq lists its product as uncharacterized. The record is from RefSeq and is a predicted model, not a curated record. Bases 140 to 1969 code for a protein of 609 amino acids. The transcript has a single exon. NCBI's taxonomy places the organism in Eukaryota, Fungi, Kickxellomycota, Kickxellomycetes, Kickxellales, Kickxellaceae.
AGGAUACAGCUGGACCAAGGCGCGCGAGGCCGGCCAGGAGGAGGAGCAGCGCCGGCGUGCAGUCGAGGCCGAGCUCGAGGACGCCAACUUCAGCGCAGAGACGCAGCUCGAGUCGGUGGCCAAUGAGUGGCGCCUGGAGAUGCAGCAUUGCGACGAGCAGUGGACCGAGCGCUGGGAGGCUAUGCAGGCCGAGCACGACCAGGCCCUGGCCGAGAGCGAGCGCCAGGUCGCCAAGCUGCGCACCGAGCUGGAGGUCGAGAAGGCCGUACCGCGUCUCUCGGGCAUGCCUGAGUCAGAUGCCGAGCUGAAGCAGAAGAAUGUGGAGCUGAAGGAGGAGAACGCCGAGCUGCGUCGCGAGCUCGAAGCCCUGAAGGUCAGUCAGCAAGAGACGCGGGAGCUGGCAGCCAGCCAGCAGGAAUCACAGGAGCUGAUAGCCAGCCAGCAGGAGCUGAAGAACGAGGUUGAAGAGCUGAGGCGCCAGGCUAGGGCGGCCGACGCACGUGCGCAGAUCGCUGAGGAGGCAUCGGCGGCGUUGGCAGCAAAGCUCGCAGCCCAGCGCGAUGUGACGUCGCCGCGCAUGAAGGACCGCAGCCUGUCGCGCCAGCUGUCCGACAAGAUUGUUCUGCGCACGCGCGGCUCCCCGUCGCCGCGCAGCUCCAGCAGCGAGAGCGACGCGCAGCAGUUCCCAGGGGUACCCGAGGAGGACGACAUGACGCCUCCCGAGCGCCGCCUGUGGAACAUGCGCAACCGCCAUAGCGCUACUACUCCGGCGCUGCCGCUGUCGCCUGCGCAGCCGUCUUCCUCUGACGACAAGUGCGCGUCAUACCCCGAGCUGCGGCUGGCGUCAACUGCGCGCGACUCGGCUAUCGCCAAUGCUGGCAUGCAUCGCCAGGCUGUGUACGACGAAAUCCAGAUCCAGCAGAUGCUAAAGGACGCGGCAGCCGAGAGCGACCGCCAGGCGGGUGCCGACAAGGAGCUGCGGGAGCUGCGAGCUAAGAUUGAGGAGCUGCGGGAGGCGAAGAAGGAGCUGCAGCAGCACAACAGCCAGAUGAAGAACAUCAUGCGCGACCUGGGCGACCGCCUGGUGAAGCUGGCAGAGGAGAACGACAUGCUGGAGGCCAAGGCGAAUGAGCGUGACUCGCUGAUCGAGGAGAUGCGGCACAUGACCAGUCUUGUCAGCGAGUAUGAAGCCAAGAUCCACGACUUGAACGUGGAGGCAGAGGUCCUGCGCGCGGCCCGGGACAAGGCAGAGCAGGCCUGCGAGGCUGGGCGCAACGACAGCAAGCUCGGCCAUCGCCUCUCGGUCGAGUCGUUCCGGUCAGCAGCCGAGGAGACGCCGACGGCAAGCGACACGCCCAGGACGCAACAUAGCGCCGACAGCGACAACGACGAGGCGGCAGCGCUGCGGGUGCGCCUUGACUUGGCCGAGGCUGAGCUGAAGGUGGCUCUGCGCAGCACUGACGAAUACCGUAACCGUGUUGACAUUCUCCUUGGCGACAUCGAGUCGUACAAGCAGCACAUUGGCUCGCUUGAAACGGCGCUUGCGUCCACCGACGGGCAGCUUGACACGACACGGCGCGAGGCGUCUGAGCUGCGCAACCUGGCAGCGCGUGCGCAGGAGCUUGAGGCCGAGCUGGGCUCACAAAAGACCCUGGUGGUGUGUCUGAAGGAGAGCCUUGCGUCGAGCGAGGAGCAGACGGAGGAGAUCAAGCUCAACGCCGACCGCUAUGCGAACGAGCUGCUGCGCGCCCAGGCGGAGGCCAAGUCGCUGGGAGACCAGGUCGAGCUGGUGUCCCAGCAGCUGAUGGAUGCCCGCCAGCUGGUCACCAACGAGGCCAGGGACCGCGACAUUUGGAAGAGUCCGGUGCCAAGAUCUCCGCGAAGAGGUCGACGAGAUGCGCUCAAGGCGUCGCAAGUCCAAGAUGAGCUGCUUCUGAGUACUUUUUUCUUUUUGCGUCUACUUUUUUAGUUGUCUUUCUACUAUUUUGUUUCUUUUUCCGUCUACUUUCUGUUUAAGAUCUAUCGUCUCCAAAAAAA